Molecule: messenger RNA, 2526 nt
Organism: Prionailurus viverrinus (fishing cat)
Lineage: Eukaryota; Metazoa; Chordata; Mammalia; Carnivora; Felidae
Gene: CASP3
Product: caspase 3
Exons: 8
Coding region: 52-963 (303 amino acids)
Biological process (GO): positive regulation of apoptotic process; neuron differentiation; apoptotic process
Cellular component (GO): cytoplasm
Source: RefSeq, a predicted model, not a curated record
AGCAAGUCGGUGGCCGUUGUGUGGAGAGUGUGUGUGCGGAGGCAGAUUGCCAUGGGAAGUACCUUUACUUCUGGAAGGCUAGAGAAGACAUGGGAGAACUCCAGAAGACAAGUAUUAGAAGUACCCAUGGAGAACAGUGAAAACUCAGUGGAUGCAAAAUCCAUUAAAAAUUCCGAAACCAGAAAGAUCUUCCAUGGAAGCAAAUCAAUGGACUCUGGAAUAUACAUGGACAACAGUUACAAAAUGGAUUACCCUGAAAUGGGUUUAUGUAUAAUAAUUAAUAAUAAGAACUUUCAUGAAAGUACCGGAAUGCCGUCUCGGUCUGGUACAGAUGUGGAUGCGGCGAACCUCCGAGAAACAUUCACAAACUUGAAAUACGAAGUCAGGAAUAAAAACGAUCUUACACGCGAACAAAUUGUGGCGUUGCUGGACAGUGUUUCUAGAGAAGAUCAUAGCAAAAGGAGCAGUUUUAUUUGCGUGCUUCUAAGCCACGGUGAUGAAGGAAUCAUUUAUGGAACAAACGGACCUGUUGACCUGAAAAAAUUAACAGGUUUCUUCAGAGGGGAUUAUUGUAGAAGUCUAACCGGCAAACCCAAACUCUUCAUCAUUCAGGCCUGCCGAGGCACGGAACUGGACUGCGGCAUUGAGACUGACAGUGGUACCGAGGAUGACAUCGCCUGUCAGAAAAUACCAGUGGAAGCCGACUUCUUAUAUGCGUAUUCCACAGCCCCUGGUUACUACUCCUGGCGAAAUUCCAAGGAUGGAUCCUGGUUCAUCCAGUCACUUUGCUCGAUGCUCAGACUGUAUGCUCACAAGCUUGAGUUCAUGCACAUUCUUACUCGGGUUAACCGAAAGGUAGCUCUAGAAUUUGAGUCCUUUUCUCUUGACUCUGCUUUUCACGGAAAGAAACAGAUUCCAUGUAUUGUGUCUAUGCUCACAAAAGAACUAUAUUUUUAUCACUAAAGGUGGAUGAUUUUUUUUUUUUCGUUUGUAUGCCAAGGGAGGAAAAGGUUUAACUGCUCUGUUUUCCUCUCUCAUUUAGAUCUAAUCUAAUACUUCAAGUGGUAUUUUGGAACAUGGCACUUUCAUAGCAGCAGAAUUAUGAGGCUACCUCAAACUCAGAAUCAGGUAGUUGAAAUCAAACUUAAUUAGGGAUAAAUAAAAGUGAAUAGUGGCACAAUCAUUGUGAGGGGAAAUGUUUGUAAAUUAACUGCUCUCAUAAUUAGCAAGUUUUAGUGAUGCCAUGCUAUGAAUUCUUAAGUAAAUACGGAAAACGUUCAACAUUGUAGUUAGGAAGUUCAGUGAUCCUGGUAUGCUGUCAUUUAAGAGUAUGCACUCUCGUUUUUGUCACACCAUAGACCUACUGAUGUGGAAUAAGGUGUCCUAGAAUUGUGGGGACCCAUGGACAUGGUCAAAGUCUUAAAGACCUACCUUGAUUUUAGAAUCGGUAUUUGGAGAUAAGGCCCCUGUACUUUUAGAUCAUUUGUUUGAGUGCAUGGUUUCGUGAUGUUGGUCCUGAGCAGGUCUUCUGCGGCAAAAAGUCACGUUUACUAUUGAAAAAGAAACUGAGUGUUUUGCUAGAGAGGCAGUGUGCGCAAAUUCCGUUGAUUCUUGUGAGGCUAGAUGCGGCGUCAGUGGAGGGAGACAGGGUCAGAAGUGCGAAGUGCCAGAGAGAGUUCAUCCACCAGCAUCGCGGUCCUGAUGUCUGCGCCCGGGCCCAUCCGCUGAGCUCUCACCAGGAGAGCACCUAAAGAGCAGUUACGUAAAAACCUCAAACUGUGGAUCGUGCUGAUAGCAGCGCGAAUUGACGAAAUUCUACAGGAAUAUAAUAAAACACACCGGGCACAGUAAACAGUGUCAUGCAACGAAGAAGCAAUAAACCCAUCAGCUGGGUGCUCCAUAACUAGGAGAUGGUUUGACCUGAGCAGAGACACGGCGGGCACAGCCCGUGUGAUGUGAUGGAGACGGGGCCACAGACCGGCUUCAGAAAAACCACCGCCAGUUAGUUGUUUCGUAUGGACUGGUGCGUGUGGAGGAUGAAUCUCCAAGAAAGCAAACCAAAGCAGAAACGUCUGAAUUGGAAAUUUUCCAAAGAAGGUGAGCGUCACAGCCGAAAGCAUAGCACGCUUUGUAGUACGGUGUUUAAGCAAGCUAUUUUCUGUUGAAGUCUACACAGGAAAUGGUCCGGUUAUAAUCAUGUCCUGUUCUCUGAAAUGAAAGGCCCACCGCACACAGAACCUGAGACGGCAGCCAGUCUCCCCUCCCCUGGCACAGGGGAAGCGGCGCUCGGGCAGGCCCUGGGCCGCUGCCGCAUCACCAGGUCUCCCUGGUUUUUCCGUCUCACGUUGCACAUAAGCUAUCUCUUGCUCAAAGAAAGGAACUCACAUUUAUAAAUGACAGCUCUUUGUUUUGACUAUGGAACUUUUUUGUAUAAAUGAAGCAUGCAAUGGUAUCUGUGUGACUGUUCUGUAAACUUUUGUUACGAUUUUUUAUUUCAAAACAUAAAUUUUAACUUAAAAUUACCAA